This is a messenger RNA of Erinaceus europaeus (western European hedgehog), 948 nucleotides long. RefSeq names its product olfactory receptor 6K2. The coding region runs from base 1 to 948 and encodes 315 amino acids. NCBI's taxonomy places the organism in Eukaryota, Metazoa, Chordata, Mammalia, Eulipotyphla, Erinaceidae. The record is from RefSeq and is a predicted model, not a curated record. The transcript has a single exon. Gene Ontology annotation, biological process: G protein-coupled receptor signaling pathway. Gene Ontology annotation, cellular component: membrane. Gene Ontology annotation, molecular function: olfactory receptor activity; G protein-coupled receptor activity.
AUGGACAACUCCAACCAGACCACUGCCCAUGAGUUUAUAUUCUCUGCCUUCCCGACUUCCUGGGUAGAUUCUGUCCUCUGUUUUGUGCCCCUCCUCUUUAUCUAUAUAUUCAUUGUCAUUGGAAACCUGGUAAUCAUCACAGUGGUACAGCUGAAUGUGCACCUGCAUACACCCAUGUACUUGUUCAUCAGUGCCCUCUCCUGCCUGGAGGUCUGGUACACCACAAGUACCAUCCCCACAAUGCUUACCACCUUGCUUAGCCAGCAGAGGACCAUCUCCCUUAAUGGCUGUCUUCUGCAGAUGUACUUCUUUCACUCCACAGGCAUCAGUGAGGUCUGUCUGUUAACUGCAAUGGCAUUUGACCGCUAUCAGGCUAUCUGCUGCCCUCUCCAUUAUCCCACCAUCAUGACACCCAAAUUCUGUGCCCAGCUGACGCUCAGCUGCUGUGCCUGUGGCUUCAUCACUCCCCUCCCUGAGAUCGCCUGGAUAUCCACGCUGCCCUUCUGUGGCUCCAACCACCUGGAGCAUAUAUUCUGUGACUUCCUCCCUGUGCUUCGUCUGGCCUGCACGGAUACACAGGCCAUCAUCCUCAUCCAGGUGGUAGACAUCGUCCAUGCCGUGGAGAUCAUCACAGCCGUGAUGCUCAUCAUCUUGUCCUAUGUGGGCAUUGUGGCUGUCAUUCUGCGCAUUCGCUCUGCUGAAGGCCGUUGCAAGGCCUUCUCCACUUGCGUCUCCCACCUCACUGUUUUCCUGCUCUUCUUUGGCAGUGUGGCGCUCAUGUAUCUUCGCUUCUCAGCCACCUACUCUCUGUUCUGGGACACGGCCAUUGCUCUGGCCUUUGCGGUUCUCUCCCCCUUCUUUAACCCCAUAAUCUACAGUCUGAGGAAUAAAGAGAUAAAAGAAGCUAUCAAAAAGCACCUGGGCCAAGUGAGGGUUUUUUUUUCAUAA